GUACGGACUCAGUCCAGAAUUUACACCUAAUACAGACGGCACACGGAUUGGAACUACUCAGAAUGCCGUACAGACCAGCAAGCUAUUACGAUGCUGAUCGCAAGAUCUGGAGCGGAGACCAAUUGGAAUACUACUUCGACCCACAUCUGUCCAUCGGAGAGAUUAUAUUCAACGAGAUGCGGAGGCAUCCACAGCUCAUCGCUCAGAUCUCAGCUACGGAGAACACGAUAUUGACCAGGGCGGAACUUCAGGCCAAUGCAAUGCACAUUGCCAGCUAUAUGCGAUCUUUGGGCCUCCUUCAAAUGGAUAUAGUGGGCAUUAUAGCGAGGAAUACCACCCACAUUUCAGCAGUGGCCUAUGCCUGCUUCUUCAACGGCAUUGCCUUUCACUCGCUCAACAUCUCAUAUGAACAAAGUACAAUCGAAAAGCUCUUUAGCAUCACCAGGCCAAAUAUCAUUUUUUGUGAUGGGGAUGAGUUCGAGAAGGUCCGAUCUGCCACGGCACAACUGGAUGUAAAGAUAAUCACCAUGCGUAAUCAUCCAUCGGGUUCUAUAAGGAUCGAUCAAGUCCUGUCAACUCCCAUUGAGAAAAACUUCCAGCCAGUACGGUUGGAACAGGGCAACGAUCAGACUUUGGCCAUUCUCUGCUCCUCAGGCACAACGGGCAUUCCAAAGGCUGUGACAAUAACCAACAGCAGACAGAUCCUUAAUUCCAGUCAUUCCUUAACCACCAAUGACGUUCAAUACAGCCACAGUACUCUCGACUGGAUUACGGGUCUGCUUACCACUGUAACAUCCGGGGUAUUCAGCACCAAGCGUAUUAUAGCAGAUAAUAUCUUCGAUCCGGAGUUCUUCAUGCGACUCGUAGAAGAGCACCAGAUCACUUGGAUAAUUCAAGCGCCCGCGCACAUGGCCAUGAUGGUCAACUCUCCCUCGUUCACCACCUCCGACUUGUCGAGCUUAAGGUACUACCUUUUUGGAGGAUCACGGGCUUCGGUAGAGACACAGCAUCGGAUCAGGAGUCGCCUAAGCAAGGACUGCCUACACUUUGCCUACGGCUUUACAGAACUGGGCAGCAUGGCCGCCUUGAACUUACACUUCGAUGAGAAGCCGAAUUCGGUGGGUCGUUUGGUGGCGGGACUUAAGCUUAAAGUGAUCUGUGAAAAGGGUGAAUCCCUUGGGCCCGAUGAGGUGGGUGAGCUGUGCCUUUGGAAUGGUCAAUAUUGGGCCGGGUACUAUGGCAAUCCAGAGGAAACACACAAAAUGAGAGACCACCAUAACUGGUUCCACACAGGGGACCUCGGAUACGUGGAUGACGAUGGCUUUAUAUACAUUGUGGAGCGCAAGAAGGACAUGCUUAAGUUCCAGAACAUCAUGUACUAUCCCAACGAAAUCGAGAGUGUCAUCUCAAAGAUGCCAGACGUGGUUGAAGUCUGUGUAUUCGGGGUGUGGAAUGAGAUCAACGGUGAUGAGGCCACCGCGGCCGUGGUCAAGAAGCGGGGUAGUGCUCUCACGGCCCAGGACAUUGUGGACUAUGUGGAGACCCAUAUCGAUGCCAAGUACAAGCAGUUGAACGGAGGUGCCAUCAUCGUGGAGGAUCUGGUGCGCAGUCCCAAUGGCAAAACCAACCGCAUGGCAAACAAAGCAUUUUUCUUGGAGGCCAAAAGUUCAGCAAAAUAAAAGAAUCCCGAGGUUACAAUAUUCCAAAUUUUUGUUUAAUACUAGUUAAUAAUAGUCCAAAACUUAAAUAUAGCUAGAAAGGCCAAACAUUUAUUGCUAAAUGUAUACAU
Molecule: messenger RNA, 1789 nt
Organism: Drosophila melanogaster (fruit fly)
Lineage: Eukaryota; Metazoa; Arthropoda; Insecta; Diptera; Drosophilidae
Gene: Acsx3
Product: Acyl-CoA synthetase X3
Exons: 3
Coding region: 63-1679 (538 amino acids)
Cellular component (GO): peroxisome
Molecular function (GO): long-chain fatty acid-CoA ligase activity
Source: RefSeq, marked reviewed